AUGGAUAAGUUUCUCAUUCGUGUUCAACCUGGCUCUGCCAAACGGCCAGAGCCAGCAGCCUCUACAAGUCCAAAUCGAGAUACUGUUGAGGAUAAGCCAAAAAAGAAAAAGAAAAAGACCGUACAGAGACAAUCCACAGUAAAGUCUUGGGGCCUCGAUUGGCUCGAAGCUGAAGGCGACUCUGGUGGGAUCACUGUUUAUUGUAAGGCCUGUAGGGCGUUCCCCCCACCACCGGGAGCUGCCGGGCGGAAGAAGUUCGGCUCUGUUCAGGACCCUUUUACGGAGGGCACCAAAAACAUCAAGAAAUACAGUGCUGAGAGACACCAAGAAACCACAGCCCAUAAGACUGCAUACGAUGCUUGGAAAAAUAGGCACAUCAAGAAGACAGCUCCCAUAGUUGAGCAUAUUCAGAAGAUGGAUAGUGAACAGGAAGCAAGGGUGACAAAACUGUUUGAUAUUGCCUACCAUAUUGCAAAACAUGAACUCCCUUUUGCUUACUUCCCAUCAUUGGCUGGUCUUGAAAAGAGGCAUGGAGUUGAUUUGGGGAACACCUACAUCAACAGCAAGCAAGCUGCCAACUUUACUUCAUAUUUAGCAGCUGUCAUCAGAAGGAACUUGGUUUCUGAGAUCAAGUCAUCCCGAUACAUCUCGGUCUUAGUAGAUGGGAGCACAGACAAAUCAACCAGAGAAUUGGAAGUUAUGUACAUCAAGUACAUGAUGCAGGACACUGGAAUUCCACGCAUGAAAUUUUUUGGCAUAUGUGAUUUGGAACAAGCAAACGCAGCAUAUAUCAGAAAGUCAAUCGACACUGUGUUUGUCACCAAUGAUGUCCUAGACUACAGAGAAUGGCUUAUCAGGUUUGGUGCUGAUGGGGCAGCUGUCAAUUUUGGAAGAAAAGAAGGAGUCCUCAAGCAACUGGAGGCAGAGAUGCCCUGGAUAGUGGGCACGCACUGUGUGGCCCAUCGGCUGGAGUUAGCUGCUAAGGAUGCAUACAAGGACACCUACUUCACAAAAGAGAUUGAUGUUAUUCUAGCUUCGUAUGCAUCAUUUUACAGAAGAUCACCGAAGAGAGUGCGAGAGCUGAAUGAAAUCGCCGACAUUCUAGAAGAAAGUGUGAUGAGACCAACCAGAGUGGAUGGCACAAGAUGGGUUGACCAUAGGAAGCGUGCCAUAUUGGCUUUGGAUAGAAACUAUCCCAUAGUUGUCAAUCAUCUGACUGAAAUUGGCAGUGAUCAGAGAUCGGAUGUGAAGGCUGAAGAUGCUGCCAAAGCAAGGGGAAUGUUGAAGAAGCUAAAGUCUCAGAAAUUUCUGCUUCAUCUGGCACUAUAUGAAGACAUACUAGCUGGGCUUUCUUCUCUCUCGCUUGCAUUUCAGAGUGAUGACAUUUGUUUGCCUGAGGUCAAGGACAAAGUACAAUCAGUACUCUCAGUUCUGCAGGACAUUUCAAAAGGUGAGAGUAUGGGUCCAAAGGUGCAGACUAUGCUGGAUGCCUGUACAAAGGGGGAGUAUCGUGGAAUCCAGUUUGAAGCUUCCGAGGAGGAAAGACACACCUUUACCAGCCAGUUUGUCAAAAGACUUGUAGAUCUUCUCAUCAAGUGCUUGGAGGACAGGUUUGAAUCAUUUGUCACAGAUGAAGUGUUCACUGCUGCAACCUUCCUGGAUCCAAAGAAUUGGCCUAUAGAUCAUGAUGACUUCAAAUCUUAUGGCGAUCGUGAAGUUUUCCAGCUACUGAAACACUUUGAGGGUGUUUUGGGUCCAGCAGGAUGUGACACAGAUGUAGCACUAGCAGAAUGGAGUAGGUUGAAAAAGAUUGUCGCUCUGCAUUACAGCACACCCUCUUCAUGGCGGGAUUUCUGGCCUAUGAUCUUCAGGAAGAGGAAGGAGGAUUUUCCUAACUUUUUCCACCUCAUUGAAGUUCUUCAGGUGAUUCCUCUAGCCACUGCUAAAGUAGAGAGAGCCUUCUCCUUGAUGGGCCGUGUGAAAACUGACUGGCGAGUGAAUCUGGCCACAAGCACCUUAGCAGAUCUGAUGAUGAUUGUCCUAGAAGGUCCAAGUGAAGAGGAGCACAGUGUUGCAGAUGCAGUAAGAUGCUGGUACAGAGGAGGCCAACAAAACAGACGCCCUGAUGUUCAACCUUAUGGCAAGCGGAAUGCUCAAUGCCAGUGAAGGCUGUUCAGGAACUAUCCAUGCAUGACUUCUUUGACUGAAGAUUGUGAACAGCAGAGAUUAGAAUGGAACAAAUCUAACAAGUUAUAUAACAGAUGAGAACUCUAACUACAGCAGAACAUGAUAUUGUUUGGGGUUUUAUUUUUCAUGUUAUUUGGCAACAGUUUAUGACAGCAACUCACUUCUCAUUCUCAUUUGAGCACUUAAUGGAGUGUCUUUAACUUCCAGUUUUUUUUUUGAAAUUUGGAGUGAUAUCUAUUCAUCAUUCAUGACCAGUUCUUCACCACCAGUUUUCAUGUAUUAAACUAUAGACCAGCUGGCAGUUGCUAUUUACAAAAUCUUAUACUGACAAGGUUUUCUUUUACCAGAUUUACCAAUGAUAUUUGUGUUACAGUGCUGAUCAACUUAUCACUUGACAGUUUUAGUCAUGUCAUUUUAAUCAAAAUGUUCCAUUUUGUUGAAAUAGUUCAGUAUUUAGGAUUGCAUUCCAUCACCUUUCUCAUUCUCUGUAACAGACAUCACCUUUCUUAUUCUCUGUAUUAGCUGGUAUGUGAUACAGUAACUGUUUAAUUGUAUCACAGCAGGCACAGACCAGCUGUUACAGAGAAUGAGAAAGGUAACAGUGCUGAUCUGGGAAGAAAAUAAGUGAUGGAAUGCAAUCCUAAAUUUGCUUCUUGCUACUGCCAAUGCUACAUGUAAAUGCUGGCCCUUUUCAACAAAGUGGAAUAUUCAGUACUCAGUAGCAAUGGAGUCAUUGGAGUCAUCAACCAACUUUAGUUUGAUUUAUUUACCUUCUCACUCUGUUUAAUAUGCAGUCUGUCUUAUACUCUAGACACAAUGAAUUCUAUGCUAACUCUCUUACAUAAAAUUAAUUGUGCCAGUGCAGAAUUGUGCUCAGGAAAAAUGCACUGGAGUUCAGCUUGACAGUAGUGUAGUUGGCAAAUAAUGCCUCCUCAGUACCCUCAGUAUCAUAAAGUCAUAAAUAGUAAAACUACAAUAAGUGUGCUUGGGUAUGAUGUAGCAAUUAUCACUGACAUGUAUGCAUUAUGUUUUCAAGUCCUGAUGUCUUGUUGAUUAAAAGAAUAACCAGGUAAACUUGCCAUUUCCAAUUACUGUAAUAACCAAUUUUGUUGGUCCUUCUGUAGCCACAUUCAGCAGCACACCCAAUCAAGCUGCAGUGCUGCACCCAAUUCAUAUUUCCAUCAAUACUGCCAAUGUUUAACCAUGGGCAGCAUUGAUGGAAAUCAUGGAAUUAUUAAUUUGGUGCAGCACUGCAGCUUGAUUGGGUGUGCCUGCUCAGCUGGAUAUGUUGCUCAAUAGCCACUCAUUCAACUGCUCAUCACUAUAUCACCCAGGGCUGAUAUCACUAUCAAAGUUGAGACAAAACUGAAGAAUAAACAAGCCUGGACAUUCAUAUAUGGUGAACACCUUUCUUUAAUAUCAUAUAUGAUUAUAUGUGAUCUUUGAGUCUAUUUGAACAAAUCCUCAACCAAAAUGCAAACUUACAUGUAUACAGUAAUUACAAUUAAAAAUGUUCUGAGCUUUUAGGCGUCACAGUGAGUUUCGGAAUGUCAAAAGGUAAUUGCUGAUAUGCGAUAAAAAAAAGUAGCCCCAUGAAUUAGAAAAUAGCCCCAAGAUAUUCAGUGGUAGCCCCAAUUAAAAAAAAAAAGUAGCCCCUAAAAAAAAAAAAUUAAUUCCUACCCUGAUACCACUUUCCUUCAUAUUUGAUUGGUUGAGUUGAUUAAUGUGAGUGCAUUGGCACCUGUAAGUCAGUGCUGACCUGUGCCGACUGCAAAGAAACGUUAGCCUAACAGAGGCUAGCGCUUGUUAGCUCAGUCACAUCUUUCGGAUUGUGAAGUCAAAACAGUUAUUUGAAUUUUUAAGCAAUGCAUUGUUGUAACAUUAGCCAUAGCUGCCAUAUUACCAGUUGU
This is a messenger RNA of Lytechinus pictus (painted urchin), 4097 nucleotides long. Its product is annotated as zinc finger protein 862-like. The transcript is spliced from 4 exons. Lineage: Eukaryota; Metazoa; Echinodermata; Echinoidea; Temnopleuroida; Toxopneustidae. The record is from RefSeq and is a predicted model, not a curated record. The coding region runs from base 1 to 2166 and encodes 721 amino acids. Gene Ontology annotation, molecular function: protein dimerization activity.